AUAGUGUAAUCUGUAAUAAUCACAGAUCGUCGUGUGUCCCGGUAGAUACGCACUUGCUGUCCGCUAUACUAAACUGCAACCAUGGCUGCUCGUCGAACGAUCAAGGCAAUAAACUGGGCACCCCUCGUUGAACGUAUACACGAGUCGGAGAAAGCCGCCCUCGCUGCACUCAAGGCCAAAUCCGAUCAGUAUUUCAGACGGGUAAGUGAAAAUCCAGAGAGUCUACCAAAAAUUGACUGGGCCCAAUACAAAAAAUAUGUCUCGCCAGCUCUGGUUGACAAGUUUCAAAAAGAAUAUGAAUCUUUGAAAAUCGAAUACCCAGCUGACAAGUAUACCUCUUUGAUCGAGGCUCAAGAACAAGAGGCUACAACUGUUGUUCAAAAAUUCAUCCAAGAAUCUAACAGCCGAAUUUCAGAAUUUGAAGCAAAAAUCAACAAGCUAAAAGGAUUGAUGCAAUACAAAAAUAUGACUAUGGAAGAUUUUGCAAGAGCUCACCCAGAUAUGGCUCUUGACCAGAUCAAUAGACCAACUAUCUGGCCCCAUGAAGAGGAAUUCCAGCCAAACCCUGAUGCAGACAAAAACAUUGCACAUCAUUAAACAUAAUUUAAUAUGUCGUUAUGCUUGCUGUAGUCAAGAACAACUCUGAUAUUUCUUAAUUAAUAUUACUGCAAAUCUGAAAAUAAUCCGAAAUUACGGAUAUCUUGCAAAAAAUCUGAAUUCAUAAGCUCAGUGGAUUAUUAAAAAUAAAUGUUA
Messenger RNA from Phymastichus coffea, 753 nucleotides. Its product is annotated as ATP synthase subunit d, mitochondrial-like. The record is from RefSeq and is a predicted model, not a curated record. Bases 82 to 597 code for a protein of 171 amino acids. The transcript has 3 exons. Gene Ontology annotation, biological process: proton motive force-driven ATP synthesis. Gene Ontology annotation, molecular function: proton transmembrane transporter activity. Lineage: Eukaryota; Metazoa; Arthropoda; Insecta; Hymenoptera; Eulophidae.